Messenger RNA from Salmo salar (Atlantic salmon), 1541 nucleotides. RefSeq names its product potassium voltage-gated channel subfamily KQT member 1. Gene Ontology annotation, cellular component: membrane; voltage-gated potassium channel complex. The record is from RefSeq and is a predicted model, not a curated record. Gene Ontology annotation, molecular function: voltage-gated potassium channel activity. Lineage: Eukaryota; Metazoa; Chordata; Actinopteri; Salmoniformes; Salmonidae. Gene Ontology annotation, biological process: potassium ion transmembrane transport.
AGCCUAACAAAGAGUGCUUUAGCCUCUGGGGUGGACCUGCCUUGUCAUUAGCUGUUUAUCUCCUCCCACCUGGACCUGUCUGACCUUUAACCCAGCCUCCUGCUCCUUUGAACCGGACUGUUCUCUUUGGCAGUAUGAGCGAGAAGCGAGGAUGUCCCUUUCAGCUGCUGAACCGUGCGCACAGAGACCACGGUGGUAGUGGUGGUGGAGGAUCCAAGACCUUCGGGCCAAAUGGUCAUGCCACCACCAGCCUUACCAACCCGGGACGGAGCCCCAUGGGUGGGAGCCAAGGCAUGGGCACCAUGGACAGUGACAGGUCCCUGGCCCUGGAUGAGGCUGCCACUGCUGCUGCUGACAGUACACACUACUCUCCUGUUUCACUGAAACUGGAGCCCACAGCGGUGAAUAAUGGAUCAGACACUCCCUGCAGCCCGCAGACGGACACAAAGGACCCACCGCUGCAGAUCGACGGCCGGCCCCCUGCCCACUGCCCUAACCCUCCUCUCCCUCCAGCCAGCCAGCUGCGCUCCACCAUACAUUCCCAGAGCCCCUACGUCACCAAGACUAGCAUGCAGGGGGAUGUCUACAACUUCCUAGAGAGACCCGCUGGAUUGAGAUGCUUCCUCUACCACUUCUUGGUUUUCCUCAUGGUCCUGGUGUGCCUUAUCUUCAGUGUCCUGUCCACCAUAGAACACUAUGCCGAUUUUGCCAGCGGAACACUCUUCGUGAUGGAGAUUGUCCUGGUGCUGUUCUUUGGGACAGAGUAUGUGGUGCGGCUCUGGUCUGCCGGCUGCAGGAGCAAAUAUGUGGGGAUCAAGGGACGACUCCGCUUCAUCAGGAAACCCAUUUCUAUCAUAGAUCUGAUAGUGGUUAUUGCCUCCGUCGUAGUGCUGGGUGUAGGCUCCAAUGGCCAAGUGUUUGCCACAUCUGCUAUCAGGGGAAUCCGCUUCCUCCAGAUUCUACGCAUGCUGCACGUGGAUCGUCAGGGAGGAACAUGGAGGCUUCUUGGAUCAGUAGUCUUCAUCCAUAGACAGGAGCUGAUCACCACGCUGUACAUUGGCUUCCUGGGGCUGAUUUUCUCCUCCUACUUUGUGUACCUGGCGGAGAAGGAUGCUGUGGACGAGGAGGGCAAGACUGGGUUCUCCAGCUACGCUGAUGCCCUGUGGUGGGGCGUGGUGACAGUGACCACCAUUGGCUACGGGGACAAGAUUCCUCAGACGUGGAUAGGGAAGUGCAUUGCCUCCUGCUUCAGCGUCUUCGCCAUCUCCUUCUUUGCUCUGCCUGCAGGUAUACUGGGCUCGGGCUUUGCUCUGAAGGUGCAGCAGAAACAGAGACAGAAACAUUUCAACAGACAGAUCCCGGCUGCAGCCUCACUAAUCCAGACGCUGUGGCGCUGCUAUGCAGCAGAGAAACCAGAAGGCUGUCCUGCCACCUGGAAGAUGUAUGUCCUCACCAGAGACUACAUUCCCCCCAUUAACUCUGAAAACAACAACCCAAACCUCAGAAACAAGGUAAACACUACAUCACUUCUUCAGUUAUAA